Cotesia glomerata is the source of this 1416-nucleotide messenger RNA. Its product is annotated as ankyrin-1-like. Lineage: Eukaryota; Metazoa; Arthropoda; Insecta; Hymenoptera; Braconidae. The coding region runs from base 1 to 1416 and encodes 471 amino acids. The record is from RefSeq and is a predicted model, not a curated record. The transcript has a single exon. Gene Ontology annotation, molecular function: protein binding.
AUGUCGGCAAAAAAGUGUUGUGAAUUAGUUUCUGCAAUCCAAAGCAACGACUUGAAAAAGUUCAAAGUUUUAUUAAAAUCGCGGAAAAUUUCAAGGCUGCCAAAUCCCACAGAAAAUUAUCGACUUAUCAAGACAGCUAUAAACCAAAAACGAAGAGCAAUUGUCGACGAAUUAAUCAAGAAAAGAGUUGAAGUUAAAAGUUACAUCCAACGGCCAACAAGUAAACUUCUACACACCACUGUGAGAUUCGGACAGUUAAAACUAGUGAAGAAACUAAUUUCCAGAAGAACUCCUCUUCAUAUCGCCGCAAAAUAUGGAAAUUUUAAAAUAAUGGAAGUUCUUCUGAAAAACGGCGCAAAUGUUCGAUCAGUUGUUUUGGAAAAAAUCGAAUUUGGAUUUACACCGCUUCACUUUGAAUGCAGAGGAAAGCAUAUGAAAUGUAUAAAAUUGCUUCUGAAAUUCAGCAAUAAUGUAGGAGUAGUUAUUCCGGGUACCAUUGAGCCGAUCCAUAUUGCAGUAAUAUUGCUCCAUUCAAAAAUGGUAUCGCUGCUUUUGAAUAAUGGUGCGAAUGUUAAUGCAAGAUUCCGCGACGAGUUUUAUCCGAUGCUGGGCUUUAAUUUGAACUACCGAAUUGAAGAAGAGAAUUUUACACUUCUUCUCUGCGCAAUCAGCCAAAGGUCCAUCAAGAUUUCUCAACUGCUGCUGGAACAUGGAGCUGAUAUUUCGAAGAAAUCAUAUUUAAUGUCAAUUACUCCGUUGAUAGAAGCUGUUGAAACGAACGAUCCAAAAAUGAUCAGGUUUAUUUUGGACAACGGUGGAAUUUCGCAGGUCAACGAGUACUCCGCUAAAGGUUCUUCGCCUCUGCACCACGUAAUUACUAAUGCAGAUACCUUGGCAUCUCCUUACGGCGACGUUCAGAUUCAUUUCGUCGCUGAGAAAUUGGAGAUAUUCGACAUCCUUGUAGCAGCAGGGGCUGACUUGAACGCGAAAGUCAAGGAUUGUUAUGACUGGACCAUUCUUGAAUUAGCGAUUCAUUUUGGAUUCAGACAAAUCGUUGACUACAUCUUGUAUAAGACUGACUUUGAUUCAAGCCACUUGGAUUAUAGCACCGUCAAAAUUGCUCAAUUUCACGAUUUCAUGCUGACUGAAGACAUUACAAGUCUGGAAUACAUUGAUGAAUGGAGGCAUGAAUUCAAAGUGAUAACUUAUAAUCUUAUUUUUGAGAUUCUUCGACGAGAAGCUAUCAGUUUAUUCAAGAAUGAAGAAACUAUCAAGAGACUUGACCAACAGCCUGGCCACAUCAAUGUUACUGAAGAAGAACAUCAGAAAAUUAUGAAAGAAAUGAAAAAUCAAAUUCAUCAGGUCGUUUGUGAAAUGAAGAGUGAGAAAAUUGGUGAUAGCAAAAUUACUUUUUAG